Fragaria vesca subsp. vesca is the source of this 2315-nucleotide messenger RNA. Its product is annotated as peptidylprolyl isomerase domain and WD repeat-containing protein 1-like. The transcript has 13 exons. Bases 113 to 1840 code for a protein of 575 amino acids. The record is from RefSeq and is a predicted model, not a curated record. NCBI's taxonomy places the organism in Eukaryota, Viridiplantae, Streptophyta, Magnoliopsida, Rosales, Rosaceae. Gene Ontology annotation, biological process: protein folding; protein peptidyl-prolyl isomerization. Gene Ontology annotation, molecular function: protein binding; peptidyl-prolyl cis-trans isomerase activity.
UGCGGAGAGUGAGGAUGAGCCGAUAGUCGGUCCCGGCCCAGCGCCUCGUGCUCGGCCCAAGCGGCCUCUUCAGUUCGAGCAGGCUUACCUCGACGCAUUACCCUCCGCUCUCAUGUAUGAGAAGAGUUAUAUGCACCGAGAUGUGGUUACUCAUGUUGCUGUGUCCCCGGCCGAAUUUGUGGUCACUGGAAGUGUUGAUGGACACUUGAAGUUUUGGAAGAAAAAGCCCAUUGGCAUUGAAUUUGCAAAGCAUUUUAGGUCCCACCUUGGUCCCAUUGAAGGUCUAGCUGACUUUGCUUUGCAGGUUAGUGCUGAUGGUUUGCUUUGCUGUACAAUUUCAAAUGAUCUUUCUGUGAAGAUAUAUGAUGUUGUCAACUAUGAUAUGAUGGCCAUGAUUCAAACAUCCUUUGUUCCUGGUGCUGUUGAGUGGGUCUAUAAACAAGGGGAUGUCAAAGCUAGGCUUGCCAUCAGUGAUAGAAACUCAUCAUCCGUACACAUUUUUGAUGCAAGGGCUGGUGAAAAUAAACCUUUAAUAUCCAGAAAGAUACACUUGGGGCCGGUGAAAAUCAUGAAAUACAAUCAUGAAUAUGAUACAGUGAUAUCAGCUGAUGAGAAGGGAAUGAUUGAAUAUUGGAAUCCUGCUACACUUGAGUUCCCAGAGAAUGGGAUGAAAUUCAGAUUCAAAAGUGACACAAAUCUCUUUGACAUUGUGAAAUGCAAAACUUCAGUUUCUUCUAUUGAGGUUAGUCCAGAUGGCAAACAAUUUUCGGUUACUUCACCUGAUCGUAGGAUACGUGUAUUUUGGUUUCUAACUGGUAAAAUACGUCGAGUUUAUGAUGAAUCCCUUGAGGUGGCCCAGGAUCUCCAAAGAAGUGUCGUACCUUUGUACCAGCUGGAAGCUAUAGACUUUGGUCGAAGAAUGGCUGUUGAGAAGGAAAUAGAGAAAACAGAAACUGCACCACAGCCGAAUGCAGUUUUUGAUGAGAGCUCAAAUUUUCUUAUAUAUCCAACUCUUCUUGGGAUAAAAGUUGUAAACUUACAAACUAAUAAAGUUGCCCGCAUUCUGGGAAAAGUGGAAAACAAUGAUAGGUUUUUGAGAAUUGCCUUGUACCAAGGUGACAGAAGCAGUAAAAAAGUUAGAAAAAUUCCUGCAGCUGCAGCAAAUGCCAAUGAGAGUAAAGAGCCUCUGUCAGAUCCCACUCUCAUAUGUUGUGCCUUCAAGAAACACAGAAUAUAUCUGUUCAGUCAAAGAGAACCGGAAGAGCCUGAAGAUGCAACCAAGGGAAGAGAUGUGUUUAAUGAGAAGCCUCCUGCUGAUGAACUCUUGGCUGCCUCUGAUAUAGGCAAAUCAGUCACAACGUCCCUACCUGACAAUGUGAUUAUACAUACAACAAUGGGUGACAUACACAUGAAGUUGUAUCCAGAAGAAUGCCCUAAAACUGUGGAGAACUUCACAACACAUUGCCGGAAUGGCUAUUAUGAUAACCUCAUAUUUCAUCGCGUCAUCAAAGGUUUCAUGAUACAAACAGGAGAUCCUUUGGGAGAUGGUACUGGUGGCCAAUCUAUUUGGGGAAGGGAGUUUGAGGAUGAAUUUCACAAAAGUUUACGACAUGAUAGGCCUUUUACGGUAUCAAUGGCAAAUGCUGGCCAAAACACAAAUGGAUCUCAGUUCUUUAUCACAACAGUAGCCACUCCGUGGCUGGACAACAAGCACACAGUUUUUGGAAGAGUGAUUAAGGGAAUGGAUGUUGUUCAGGCUAUAGAAAAAGUAAAGACAAACAAGGAUGACAAGCCCCACCAAGAUGUGAAAAUUCUGAAUGUCACUGUCCCCAAGUCUUAAAGCUCAUAUAUGGUAGACCAGUCAUCUGUCUGAACAUGAUGUGUUUUGGUGACAUGUGGAGGGAACAGAUUGCAUUCAGGUUUUGUUUUAUCCAUCAUUUUACCUGCGGUCACCAUUGUUUCGGCACUGUAAGAAUGAGGAAAUUGGAGGCUUGGAGCUAACAACUGGAGGUCGGAAAAUGGAACAAAGGAGCAUGGAUUACAUUGUUGGGGAAGAACCAGGUACCAGUGUCAGCUCUUUAGUACGAAGAGAUUUCUGAAGCUGAACUUACUGCCUACCAUUUUCUGUGGUUCAUAAUUUUGUUAUAUGCUUGACUGCAUCAUAGCAAAUCCCAGCUAAAGAGAAAACCUAGCUACUGAUGUGUACUGACCCGAACAUGGACUGUUCGACUCCCUGGCACAGACAACAGCCAUUGAUGAUUUUUACGCAGUUUUACUUAACUAAUAGCUAGGAUUAUAUUUCCUGCUAAAAUCCA